AUGGCAGAACGCGAUCCAGACGGGAUCUCGAUGAGAGUCAAAGUGCAAUGCAGUCGGAAUCCUGUGAGUGACAGAAUAUCCAAUCAGGAUGGUGCCCGGGAGUUCGGUCUUAUGUACACCAACCUCUGCAGAGUGAAUGUGUCAAGCAGGUACAUGAGUAUAGUCUUGGCGUAUUAUUCUCACCUCUUCAUCGGCAUUUCCGUGGUUUCAGUAUCACAUAGCUGCCUUAAAAGACGAGGUUCUGAGUCCGUUGAUGUCGCAAAGAAAGAGAGCCCAAAUAAGUUUUCAUCAACGAAGAGCAGCAGUUCCGUUGAGCAUCCACAUGAGAUAACACCGAAGUCGUCAGUCGACUGGGAUAAUUCAAAGGAUGACAAAGCUCCCGUACGGAAAUCAGCAGAUUCUUCCACAGCAACUGCAAUUGGCUCCGAGGGAAGUGGAGGACCUGUGAGUUAUUUCCCAACUUCUAUCACAUUUCAUUUACUUAUCGAGCAGGCUGCGCGAAAACAGCACUAUGUGAGAGCGAAGAACGAGUAA
Messenger RNA from Cooperia oncophora, 534 nucleotides. Lineage: Eukaryota; Metazoa; Nematoda; Chromadorea; Rhabditida; Trichostrongylidae. The record is from the annotation of a GenBank genome assembly.